Messenger RNA from Liolophura sinensis, 7277 nucleotides. RefSeq lists its product as uncharacterized. The transcript is spliced from 8 exons. Gene Ontology annotation, molecular function: DNA-binding transcription factor activity, RNA polymerase II-specific; sequence-specific DNA binding. Gene Ontology annotation, cellular component: nucleus. Gene Ontology annotation, biological process: regulation of transcription by RNA polymerase II. NCBI's taxonomy places the organism in Eukaryota, Metazoa, Mollusca, Polyplacophora, Chitonida, Chitonidae. The record is from RefSeq and is a predicted model, not a curated record. The coding region runs from base 363 to 6938 and encodes 2191 amino acids.
GUCAUGGCUGUGCAAGUCUCCGGAUUUCCGCGAGGCACACAUCUGCGCAGGAGACUCUCGGCGAACUUGUGUUGGACCGAAAUUUUCCAACUUUUUCUUCAUUAUCCAUUUAUGUAGAAGAAUAUUAAAGAUUUUUGAGGACGGAUUUCCACCGCUCUUUUAUUUAGUGCUGCUUCACUGAGACGACUUACCAAAGGCAAGUAAGCCGCCCCGCCCGAGCCAUUAUACUGAUACGGGUCAACCAGUCGUUGCACUAUCCCCUUCAUGUUGAACGCCAAGCGAGGAAGUUACAACUCGUGACAAGAGUACUGGGCGGUGAAAACAAACUAAAUUUAACCCAGGACUGACCAGUGGUAAAAAAAAUGAGUGUCCAGUUCCUGGUUCUAUCAGAUAACACUGAAGUUGAUGUCUCUAGCGUCUUGGCCGCAGGGAGCAAAGAUUUUAAUGUGGAAGGGAACCAAAAACUACUGAUUCUGUCUGAGGCCAGCACUCGUCUCGGAGAGUUCACAAAUGGCAGUGCCCAGCAGAACCUCAUGGUCUUAUCAGAAGCCAGCUCGCAAACUGGAGAGCCGGGCCAGCAAAUCAUAUUUGCAGAUUCGACGGAAGAAGUCAGGGCUGAAGAGCUGGUGUAUGAGGAUUCUGUGGCUGCAGAAAUAAUUGCUCAGACUACAUCUAAUGGAGAAGUGAUACCGACAGAGGCGAGCAAGACACGCAAGACGCCUAAGCGGCGAAACCAGCAGAAUCGCAGCUAUGUCUGUGAUGUCUGCAGAAAGAGUUUCCCGACUGCCAGCAACUUGAAGCGCCAUUACAGAAUUCAUACAGGGGAGCGGCCAUUCCAAUGCAAGAUUUGCAACAAGUCAUAUGCCCAGGUGGAUCAUCUUAAGCGUCAUAUGGGGAUACACUCUGAUGAACACGCAUUUAAGUGUAGCUUCUGCUUCAAGACAUACAAAGAGAAGCAUCGUUACAUCAUCCACAUGCGUUCUCACACUGGAGAACGCCCGUUCGAGUGCAGCAUUUGCAAGAAGUCGUUCACAUACAAAGUCGGCUUGGAGAAGCACAAGAAAGUACACACAGGUGUGCGAAAUCAUGAAUGCCUGUACUGCCUGAAGAAAUUUACUGAGUCGCAAGCGCUGCGCGUGCAUAUUCGCAUUCACACGGGAGAACGUCCUUACAUCUGUAAGUUUUGCGAUAAAGGCUUCAGCGUGAAGAAAGCGCUUCGGAAUCAUGUUCGUAUUCACACUGGAGAACGGCCGUUCACGUGUAAUCUUUGUUUGCGAAAGUUCAUCAGUAAAAGUAGCCUGAACAACCACGAGAAAACCCAUUCUGAGAUUCACAGCUUCCAGUGCAAGUUCUGUGGGAGGACGUUUGCCCAGAAAGGUGGGCUUCGCGCCCAUGUCAAAACGCACCUCAAGUUGAAGCCAUUCCGUUGUGAAAUCUGCAUGAAACAGUUCAGCCGUAAAAUUAACUACAACAUUCACAUGAAGUCGCACGAUGGCAUGAACAUGGAGUGUGGGGAGUGCGGCAAAAAGUUUCAAGUGUUCGAGGACUUGAAGCUCCAUGCUAAACAUCAGCACGAGAAUGGUGAAGAUUCUAUCGAGGAGGGGCCUACAGAAGUUGUUCUCGAUUCCGCCUUGGCAACUUUAGCGAGAGCUACGGAGCUUGUCCAAGUGUCUUCUGUCAUUGAUGAGGAUGAAGUUGAUCCCGAUUUCCCAGAUCGUGAAAAUAGCUUCUUGUUAAUGAAAGUCCUUGCUAUGAACCGUCCCCCAAAACGUCAGAGAAGACAUUCUGUAUUUGAGUGUAUACAGAAACUGGUGACACUGUCUGAAGUAAGCAGCAUGCAGGAAGAACUUCCCACAGACGGUGCUCCUGAAAGCAAAGCCAGCAAGGGACAGUUCCAGUGUAGCCAUUGUGUCAAGUCCUUUGUCCUCCUGAAAUCCCUGAAAAGACACAAGAAAAAAGCUCACCCUGGAAUACCUGAUGACAAGGAAGGCGAUGUCCUCUUGACUGAUGCUGCCAACCGAAGCAGUGAGCAGUGUAUAAUGGUUCAGGAUCUGAUAGUACCCAAGGCUGGCCAAACUCGUGGCAGAUUGUUGGUGAAGGAUGAGGCAUUGGCAGCUAGCCUGGCUGAGGAACUGAAAAGUCUGACGAAAGUAACCACCAGAAAGAAACGAAAGUAUGAGAUUUCAAAGGAGCACGAGUGCCCAGUGUGUUCAAAGAGAUUCGCCACACCGAGUUUGUUGAGAAGACAUCGCGUAGUUCACACUGGAGAAAAACCAUACCAGUGUCAGCAGUGCGGGAAGAAAUAUUCUCAACCGGAGCGUUUGCGGAGACACAUGGGAACCCAUACAGGUAUCAACAUCUUCAAAUGCAAAGUAUGUGGGAAGCAGUUCGAAGAAAAGUGUCGCUACAUUGAUCAUGUUCGCUCUCAUAUAGAGGAGAAACCGUUCGAAUGUGAAAUUUGUGGCAAAGUCUUUGCGUGUAGAGUGGGUCUUUGGAAACACAAGAGCAUUCACAGUGGAGACAAACGGUAUUAUGGAGAAAGCUGUGGGGCUUAUCGCUUUUCUUGCCAGCAGUGUUCUAAACAAUUCAGGUUGAAGCAAGAUCUUAUCCGUCACAAUCGCACACACACAGGUGAGGCUCCAUCGAAACUCUUCCCAUGCCAGUUUUGUGAGAAGAAAUUUUCCAGGAAGGUCCUUCUUGAAACUCAUAUUCGUGGACACACUGGAGAGCGUCCGUUUGUCUGUCAGUACUGUUUAAAACGGUUCGCCUGUAAAAGAUCUAGAGCUUGUCACAUCAAACUUCACAAAUUAGGCAAGGCUCAGCCGUUGGAGGGCUGCGGCCUCGAGGAGACAUCACUAGCCAAAGAGCCCAGCCAUCCACCUGCUGACACACCUCGAUGCCAUUGCAUAGAUUGUGGUGAACAUUUCGAAGAAAAGCAAGCUUUUAUCCAGCACCUAAAGGAUAAACAUAACGUGAUCUACCAAGAAGAUCCGGCAUCAGCCACCACAUGCACAAGUCUAAGUUUUCAGACAAGAGGUGACGGAGUCCCGGAAGGAUUUGGUAGUGAACAGUUUAACAACGUGCAAGACUUCAGGUGUUCUGAGCGGCAUUCAGCUGAAAUACCAAGAACCAUAUCUUUCACUGGGCAUAUUGCGCCUUCUGACAACUAUGCACCACUUUCAUGCUCUGCAGACAGUAUGUUAGUUUGUGCAGACUUAGGGAAUACUACUUACUUGGUAACUAAUUCUGGCCCGAAUGCAAAGCAGUCUUACUCUGUGCCAGUUACAAUGACUGGAGUUUCGGCUGUGAGUGAAAAGUUAGGGGACGCUGCUCACGUGUUAACUAACUCUGCUCACAUGAUAACUAACUCUGCUCAGAAUGAAAAGCAGCCUAACUCCAUUCCAGUGACAAUGACUGGAGCCUUUCCUGUCGGUCAUGAUCCUGGGUUAUUGUCUACAACUACAGGAGAGUACGCAUUGCACUAUGUGCAACCUGUCACGAACGAGUUCACCGAAAAAGACUCAUUCAAGCACUUCCAGCAACAGGAAGGUGUUGUGUAUCAGGACGUAAGACACGGCUCUGCAGAACAACAGUCUUCUGUCGCAUCGUUAUUACCUCAUGUUUCCAGUGUAGAAUCUACUAACAUACAAGUGUCAUCACACGUGCCAUUGUCACAGGUGUAUUUCUGUCAUCCUCCUGAAAGGACCGGAGUGGAACCAGUGCCAAUGCGAGGAAUGUCGAUACAACCUGUAGUUGGCAGUUUGGACCAUGCAGCUUUUCAAGCCCGUGGGCAGAAUGCUUCCGAGUCUUCUCUCUCCAAUCAGAACAACAAAACAUCUGCCAUAACGGUAAGAACAGCUGGCUGUCCCACAGAUGGACACAUGCAGACAAUUGUCACCAGAAACACAUCCAGUGAAACAUUGCAUCAGACAGAGGUACAAUCAAGGGUAACUGAUACUGUGUUGCCGAUUUCAGAGUUUUCUGCUGGCGGUGACUCUGUUCCAGCACAGCCAGCGCCUUGUGCAAUACAGUCGGUGGUAGAAACAGAAACCCCUGUGUUCCCAGCAGUGAUGCAAACCACAUCAGGCAUUGAAGCAGUACCUCCUAAAGCAGUGUUGAAUAUCCCGAUGUCGUAUACAGGAUUAGAUCAUGUGUGUCAAACCACGGUCAUUGCUGCACAAACACAGAUGGGUGUUGAAACAAUAGGGCCACCACGACAACUGAUGGCACAGAGGCAGAUGGUGAUGUCCCCAAACGAAUCGUCAUCUGACUUGGAGUCAUCGCUAGUAGGGUCAGAAAAUGUGAUAACGAUGUUACGCCAAAGUACAGAUAUUACCGUGAACCAAGAUUCGACCAUUUCACAAUUGCAAGUGCCGCCAACGAUAAACCAACCUUCGCAGCCUGUAGAAACGUAUCAGAUUGUCAUUAGUAACGUUUCGAAAGACCAGCCCAUUGAGCUUGUUCAGGAAGAUGUCUCCAGUGUAAAUGCAGACCAAGUCUUCCAACAAGAGAAUGUUAUCACCAUUUCCCAAGAAGUUGCAGGAGAUGGUCGUAACUUGCGGAGCUCCAGUGACUUCGUGUGUGAUAUCAUUACCAGUGAUGAGAAUCAAAGGGGACAGAAUGUGGCUGUGUACGAAGUAGAUCCUGCCCGUGGAACACUACAGAGUAAUGACAAAGUGAACCCUUCACAGCCCACUUCUCAGUCACUGGCCAUGCACACUGGAACGUGUAAGGAAGCAGUGCUAAGUCCAGAAGGCUCCAGGAAUGACCAGUCUCUCACUGGAUACCCAAAAAUCGAGGACCAAAUCAGGAAAACUCUGAACGAUGGCAGUUAUCCAGACAGAACCAGUAGCUUCGCACCAGUUGAGCUUCUCGAAGAAUUCAUGCCAGCUAAACGUCCACGCCGAAAAUCUACUUUCCUGGGGUUAUCGGCGUUCUCUGAUCCGAAUUUCUUUCUCUACUUUUCAGAUGAAGAUCUAGGCGAGAGCAUUGGAUCGCAAGACUCGCCUGGUACGCCUGCUGAAAAGACCACAAGUAUUGUAGUGAAAGACCAACUUGUAGUGGCAAGCAUAGCUUUAGAACUUCAGAAUUUAAAUUCUAAGGGAGGUCGGAAAAGGCCGAAAUAUCAGAGUAAUAGAGUUCACACAUGUUCUACUUGUGGAAAGGAGUUUGCAACUCCUAGUAUACUGAGACGUCACAUGGUGGUCCAUACUGGAGAGAAGCCGCACAAGUGCCCGUUUUGUGACAAAAGCUAUUCACAGAUAGAACAUUUGCGGAGGCAUAAGGGCACUCACACAGGUGAGAACGUCUUCACAUGCGCCGUCUGUAAAAAGCUAUUCGUGGAGAAAACUCGCUAUACGGAUCACAUGAUGGCCCACUUAGAGGAAACCCCAUAUAAGUGUCACAUAUGCCAGAAGGGGUUUUCACACCGCGUGGGCCUUCAGAAGCAUUUGAGGAUCCAUUCUGGAGUGAGGAAUUACGCCUGCGAAGUGUGCAAUAAGCGGUUCUCUGAGAAGCAAACACUUCGGGUGCACCAGCGGAUUCACACUGGCAACCACCCGUUCAAAUGCGAGCAUUGCAAUAAGGGGUUUAGUCGCCAGAAACUGCUGACGACGCAUCUUCGUUGCCACGACCCAACAAAUCGUCCAUAUGCUUGUCAGCUGUGCACUAAGAGGUUCUCCUCAAAGCAGGGGUUCGUGAUUCAUCAAAAGUUACAUGCCGAUAAGGCGAACAAGCCGGUCGAAGACGCAAAUGGGAAAGAUCAACGAGAUCUCGCGAAACCACAACAGAAAACGCUGGAUGGAUCAGCGACGAAGGGUGAUGGACAGUUUGAAUGCCAGUUAUGCUCUCGGAAGUUUGACAGAAAGUGUAGCUUGACUGUACACCAGAAAGCCAUGCACCCAACGAUUAACACAAAAAACCUGACGAUCAAAUGUGGGGAGUGUGGCUUGAACUUCGAAUCGUUACCAGAGGCUCAGAGACAUGUUAGGAUUCACUCGGAUGGUAGAUCUGACCCAAAACCUGACGCUAACAACACCAGCGAAUCGGACAUCAUUGCGGCUGCUGCUUACUCGUUUCCAAAGUUUCCUGUUCAAGGCAGCACCGUAAGCAUUCAAAGUGAAGUUGUGCCAAGUAGCAAUGUUUUACCCCAAGUGAACGACCCCACUUGUAAUGAACAGGUGGUUACUGCGACACCGCUUGUUCAGUCCUUGGCACAUUCGCAGGUAAAUGGAUCUGCCUUUUCCCAGUACUCGGACAUGGGUCGAUAUUCGGUGGCGGUAGAUGUGGCCACGAGUGAAAGCUGUCCCGUCGCCAGCUUGAACACUAAACAGAUAGCAGACCAGAUGGCGUUACUGGAGAGCCUUGAUGUUCGUUCUGGUAAUCUUACUGAGAUGGGCCAGGCCCAGGUAAAUCCUGCUGGACAAGAAGAAUUCACUAUCAAAGACCAGGUAGACGUGACCAAGUCAUCACACGGUAGGGAGCUGAUAGGACAACCCACUAGAGAUUCCAGUGGCGAUGUUUUCACUUGUCCUUCGAUGGAUUUAUCAGUGCAGAACAUGACGUUAUCGGAAGAGGAUGUAAUGAGUGAUGACUGGUCAGCUGAGUUGUCCAAAUGUCCGGCAAUGUCUGGCGUCCACGGCCGCAGUUGGCUGGAGGAUUCUCGGUCCAAAGGCUCCUCCCGUGCCGCAGGAGUGACCCACUGGCCCACGCCCAGUUUUACCCUCAGCACUGACGACGACAUGUCGGCGUGUCCGUCUCAGCAGGCCGCCCAGGAAACCCCAGGGCGUGAGGAAACGCUCGAGGUUCUUCACACUCCUCCACCGGUGGAAACGCCUAAACCCGAAGCCGUUCCUGUGGAUAGGACUUUUUGUUUUUUGGCCUCUGAUAUUUUGAAAGAGUAUCUUCCCAGGAAAAUGAAGAGACGUCGAUCAAUUUAAAAUUACAAAUUAUGCCAGUUGCCACUACAUAGUAUGUUGAAUACGAGGAGGCAUUAGAAAAUUCAUAUAUAGGCCUCGUAUUAAUUUAUUAUGGUAUACUCUUCCUAUGGUCUUUACUUUCAUGUAAAUCGAAUGACACUUUAGAGCGGAUCAGAGAGAGACUUGUGUUCAAUUGUCAAUACAUAUGAUUUAGCAGAAAUUUAGGCUGUGAAGUGGAAUUUUGCUUUACAUCAGCUGUGUCCCAAACACUGUUAGACGUAAACUUACAUAUGAGGUUAGAUGACGGAGCAAACGAAUGGCUUCUGUCUGAAGUACAUUCACCCUUAGUCAAUUACGUUG